This is a messenger RNA of Eurytemora carolleeae, 1807 nucleotides long. RefSeq names its product prolow-density lipoprotein receptor-related protein 1. Gene Ontology annotation, molecular function: protein binding. The record is from RefSeq and is a predicted model, not a curated record. The transcript has 20 exons. NCBI's taxonomy places the organism in Eukaryota, Metazoa, Arthropoda, Copepoda, Calanoida, Temoridae. Gene Ontology annotation, cellular component: plasma membrane. Bases 409 to 1788 code for a protein of 459 amino acids.
GUUAUAACGUAUAAUAUAUAUAGUUAUGUUCAGGUUUACAAAUAUGGGGUUUACGACUAUAUUUAUUACAGCUGUGUUGGUUCAGGAACAACGUGUACCGCAGCUGGUUGGGGUCUUAUCAGUGAGAGAGGAGUAGCAUCAGAGGAGUUAAAAGAGGUUCGUCUCCCAGUCCUAAGUAGCUGUUCUCGAACCUACAACAACAUUAGUUACCAGAUCUGUGCUGGAGCCUUACAGGGGAAAGACAGCUGUCAGGGAGAUUCUGGUGGACCGUUUUACUGUGAAUCUCCUAGGAAUAAAAAAGUGAAUUAUUUGGCUGGAGUUAUCUCUCAUGGAAAGGGGUGUGGAAGGCCUGGAGAACCAGGAGUUUAUGUGCGUCUCUCUGUAUACUAUGACUGGAUUACCCAAGUAAUGAAUGGAAGAACUGCUGUAGACCGUCAACUGAAACCUCUACAGGAUUGCCCUGGACUAAGAUGUGGAGGAUCAGGUGAAUGUGUGAUGGCUGAUUAUGUUUGUGAUCUUGAUGUAGACUGCUUGGAUAAUGGAGAUGUUAAAUACUGCACGAUGGUUAAUGGUAAAAUGGUUCAAGUAUUUCCUCCCGGAGUUGAUAGGAUGACAUUUUCUGAGGAAGAAGUUUACAAUAAGGCUGUCACUUAUUCUCCUGCUAUUCCACCCCCCUCAACAUCUUCUCCAGCUAUAUCUCCAGCUUCUAAUACUACCACUUCAAGACCUGUAGAGCAAACAUCUAAGCGUCCAGUGGCUUCGAGUACCUUCGUGCCUAGGUCUGAUCCUGGGUUUAACAUGAGUGUUGUUGUCUGCACCUCAGCUCAAUUCAGAUGUUUAACUGUAGAUCAGUGUAUACCAGUACAAAGCAGAUGUAAUGGACAUAUGGAUUGUCCAGACAAGUCUGAUGAGUAUAACUGCAAAUGCGCUGAUCUGAUGUUACAGAAAUUUCCAGGUAUUCUAUUUUGCCUCCAGUUCUUCCUGUUUUAUCGGAAACCCGGAUAUCCAGACUGUGAUGAUGGUUCUGAUGAGGCUGUUAGGAUUUGCGCCAUCAACCAGUUUAGGUGCCCGAUGAGUACAACCUGUGUUAAUGAGAGAAUGAAGUGUGAUGGUAUCAAACAUUGUCCUAAUGGAGAAGAUGAGCUUAACUGUGUUGUGCUGGUAAAUAAGAACUAUGUUCCUGUGAUGAACUAUGGGGAUAUUGUGAAGCAGAACAACGGGUAUUUAGUUAUACAGAACCGUGGAGAAUGGCGGCCAGUUUGUGUUCCAAAAUUUGAUGUCGAUCUUGCAAACACCAUUUGUAGCUAUAUGGGUUACUCCGGUGAAUCAAAUUUUACUCUUGGCCGGGAUCAGGGUAUGCCUGAAGGGUUUUCAAAGGAGGAUGCAAUCAGCAACCAAUGCUUCUUUGUCCAAGUUAAAUGUGGAUCUAUCAGAUGCGGGAGCAGGCCAAUGUUCAGGGAUUCUGAAGCCAGUCAGGAUAUGACCCUCCCGGGUGCCUUGCCCUGGUUUGUUGCUAUUUUUGUUGAAGGAGAACAUAUCUGUGACGGUUCUAUCAUUCAUGAGUCAUUUGUUGUUACAUCUGUUCAAUGUGCUCUCAAGAUCUACCAAGCAGAGACUAGAACUGGGAAUUAUAUAACUGCUGUAGCUGGACAGAGAAGGUUUACAGAUCUUGGAUCCUCUCCCCAUUCUCAGAUCAGAAGAAUCGUCAAGUUUAAGCAUAUCCCUGGAACAGAGAUCGCUGUUGGAUAUCUGGGAACCAAGUUUACUCUGACCUUCUUGAUUUAUUAGGAUAUCUGUGAACCAAGUU